UGGGGGAUGACGGGGAGGGGUCGGCGUCACGACGCCCCAGGACGUCCCCAGCGCCGGCCCCCACCACGCCGACCACUAUAAGUACGAGAACCCCGCCAGGGCCGUGAACAUUCGAUGCCACCACCAGGACCCACCAUGAACGCCAGACUUGUGCUACUGCUCGUAGCGCUGGCGGCGGCCUGCCUGCAGGCGCAGCCCGUCGGUGACAAGGAGAACGGGGAGAUGUCCGGGUCCGGCAGCUCGUGCGUCUGCGAGGAGGCCGAGAUGGUCGUCGGGGACACCCUCCGCAAGAUGACCGAGUGCUCCUGCGAGUCCGACGAGGCGGCCGACGACAGCGCCGCCACCGACGCCCCGACCGCCGCGCCCGCCGAGAGCCGACGCCGUCGCCAGGUCGACCCGACCAGCGACUCGAGCGAGUCCGACGACUCUGCGUCCGACGACGACGACGACCGCAGGAAGAGAUCCCCGGACGACUCGUCUUCGUCGUCAGAUUCAGAUUCCUCCGACUCCUCCGACUCUAGCAGCGAGGAGGACAAGAAGCAGAAGAAGGCAGACGACGAGAAAACGAAGCGGCAAACUGAGGACGAGAAGGACGACAGUAAGGAAAAGCGGGAAACAGAUGAGGAGGAGAAGAAAGACGACGAGAAGAUGAAGCGACAAGCUGAGGACGAGAAGACAGACGACGAGAAGAUGAAGCGACAAGCUGAGGACGAGAAGACAGACGACGAGAAGAUGAAGCGACAAGCUGAGGACGAGAAGACAGACGACAAGGAAAAGCGCGAAACUGAGGGGGAGGAGAAGAAAGGCGACGAAGUGGAGAAGCGCGAAACUGACGAGAAUCAGGGGUCGAGGAUGCGAAGGGCAACAGACGAGAAGGAGAAGGACGCCAAGAAGCCCAAGGACGACGACAUGGAGAGGGUGAGGAGAGAUGCCGAGGAAGGCGACAAGCCCAAGGAAGAAGGCGACAGAAUGAGAAGGCAGACGGAAGAGGCACCAAACGCCCCCGCCGCCACUGACGCUGCGGCCGACGCCAACAACACGCAGACACUGUACUUGAUCAAGACAGUGACCUACGAAGUCGGCGUUCUAGACAACCCCACUGACGACAGCAACUCUUCCCUGAUCGUUGCCACGCCGAGCCCAGUCUCGGAGAAGGAGGUCGUGACCAUCUACUACGACACGCCUGCCAACGCCUCGACGGAGUCCACGCCCGUGGCUGCACCGGUUGCAGCUGCCGCGUAACGCCUCGACUCAAUUUCCACUUUUCAAAUGCUUUCCCCGCGAGGAAAGGACAGCCGGAGGGACCAGCGGGCAGGGAGUGCCACCCUCGCGCGUAAUGACUCACUCCCGAUUCUGUGAUGAUUUUAGACUGUGCAUAUACUGUAAAUAAAUACGAUUUCUCUCA
Thrips palmi is the source of this 1405-nucleotide messenger RNA. RefSeq names its product nucleolar protein 58-like. Bases 115 to 1242 code for a protein of 375 amino acids. Lineage: Eukaryota; Metazoa; Arthropoda; Insecta; Thysanoptera; Thripidae. The record is from RefSeq and is a predicted model, not a curated record. The transcript has 4 exons.